AUGGUGAUCCUCGCGACUUUAGCCAAGUCCGCCUGCAGGAGCAGCAUGUUACGAGGAUCUCACCGGCAGCUCGUCAGGAUCUCAGGUGGUCCCAAGGCUGGAGCAUGGAAGCUCGUCUCGUUCCGCCGCAUGCUCGUGGGCUGCGGUAUGGGGGUAGCAGCUUCCUCCGUUAUCCUCAUCACGUCUGCCUCCUGCCAGUCGGUGAGAGAGUACGACUUCGUCAUUGUAGGAGGAGGAAUGAGCGCGGUAGGAGGACUAGUGGGCCUGCGAGAGGAGAACCCCCAGAGCUCGGUGGUGGUGGUGGGAGGAGAGAUGGGCACGUUCAAGCGUCUGCUGGAGGAGGAGGGGGCGGAGAUGGCGAGGAGGACAAGGGUGGGGACUGUUGCCAGCGCCAAGGAGAUGCAGAAUGUUGGGUUCGAGGUUGCUGAGGUGGAGGAGCUGGACGUUGAUGGGCAGAUGAUCGUAAUGAAGGAUGGGCAGAGACUGAGGUGGCGACGGGGCUGCCUGCUUGCAACAGAUCCGCAGUUCGUCGGUGAUGGCGAGGAGAAGCUCAAGUUCGUUGACGACAAGGAUGCGCACGUGGUGGUGGUGGGGGGAGGAGCCGCGGCUUGUGCUAAGAGCACGGAGCUCGUGCGGGAGGGCGUCAGAGUCGCGCAGAUCUUCGAGGAAGGAACGCCCAUGGCUCGCCUGCUCCCCCACUACGUCGGCUCCUACAUCAUAUGGCACCUCAAACGGCUCGGAGUAGACGCGCAGCCCUACUCGAAGCUGCAGUACUGCCGCGCAUUGGGGCAGGAAGACGCAAAGGGAGACAAGCAGCUGGAGGGGGUGCUGGAAAUCUACGUAAGGAGGACAUACGAUGCUCUAGAUGUCAAGAAGUACAUCACAGACUUCCUCCUCUACUUCGCGCAGAAGAUCAACUUCUCGUCAGGCUAUCUCCUGGCCAACGCUACCAACUCUCUCGAGAUGUUGCCCUCCGGCGAGCUCAUCGCCAACUGCGAGCUCUGCCUCCGCUCCUCCCUCUUCGCAGCCGGACCCAUGGUCUCCGUUCCUCAUCCUCUAUUCGGCCGCCUUGUUCUCCAGGACAAGGAGGAGGCCUGGGUCAGCGGGGUCUGUGCGGGGAGGAACAUGGCGGGGCGACGGACGGUGUACAGGCACGUCCCGGUUCACAACUCAGUGAAGCUGGGAGGAGAUUUUGAGCUGCUGUGCGUGGGGGAAGUGAACUCGAGCUUGGAGACCGUCGGGUUCUGGUCGAUGAGGAGAUGGCAAAUGCAGCAAGAACCCAGCACAAACGGCAUGCCGAGGAGGCGAUCCAGUGGAAGAGGAGGAGGAGAAGACGACUUUCUCCCGGUGAUGCCACAAAGCGGUGUGCUCUACUUCCUGAAGAAGGAGCGAGGAGAGCGGGGAGGGGGCACGGAGGAAGAGAAGCGGCUGGUGGGCGUUGCCCUGGUCAACAUGCCGGAGGGAGGAGCGGAGGUGGCGCGGGAGGCCAUCAGGCAGCGGAGGAGGGUGAGGGAGGGAGAGGACCUGCGGCAGCUGAUCGCCGUGGAGAGUUGCGAGAGCGGGCAGAAGGCGCUGAAGAGGACGACAGAGGGGAAGGCGAACGCUGCUCCUCCUCCGCGGCACAACACGGUCGGGGCCAACAACGACAAGUGGACGAGGGCCAUCUUCGGGACGCUGCCGGAUGAGCGACCCCCGGGGAAGAUGCGAUGA
Molecule: messenger RNA, 1710 nt
Organism: Guillardia theta CCMP2712
Lineage: Eukaryota; Cryptophyceae; Pyrenomonadales; Geminigeraceae
Exons: 5
Coding region: 1-1710 (569 amino acids)
Biological process (GO): mitochondrial respiratory chain complex assembly; programmed cell death
Cellular component (GO): mitochondrion; cytoplasm
Molecular function (GO): NAD(P)H oxidase H2O2-forming activity; FAD binding
Source: RefSeq, a predicted model, not a curated record